UAUGAGAUGUGUUAGUACUGCAUUGGCUAUUUCCCUUAUUUAAUUGGAGCUGAGCAUCAAUUCUGAUUUUAUGUUCGAACUACAUGAUAUCAUGCUGUUCCAGAAGGAGCCUGUUCAUCAAUAUGUAUUAUAGUAUGUGAGUUAUUAUAGGUAUGCUAUUAUCUCCCUUUUUCCAUUAUAUAAUUGAAUUCAACAUCACCAUUAAUAUAUCAUUGCUCAACCAAAAGCAUAAUAUAUAUUCUAGUGCGAAAGUUGUGA
This is a messenger RNA of Paramecium octaurelia, 258 nucleotides long. Lineage: Eukaryota; Ciliophora; Oligohymenophorea; Peniculida; Parameciidae. The record is from the annotation of a GenBank genome assembly.